AUGCACCCUCCAGCAGCACGCCCAGGAUCUGAAGCAGCAGCAGCAGCAGCAGCAGCAGUAGCAGCAGCAGUAGCAGCAGUAGCAGCAGCAGCAGAUGCAGCAGCAGGAGAAACGGCAGAAGAAGAAACAGCAGCAAAGAAACAGCAGCAGCAGCAGCAGCAACAACAGCAGCAAAUGAUACAACACACACACAAACAAAAGAAAAUAAUAAACAAACAGAAGCAACAAGAAGUGCUACAGCAGCAGCAGCAGCAGCAACAGCAGCAGCAGCAGCAACAGCAGCAGCAGAAGCAACAGCAACAAAUAUGCUAG
Molecule: messenger RNA, 312 nt
Organism: Eimeria mitis
Lineage: Eukaryota; Apicomplexa; Conoidasida; Eucoccidiorida; Eimeriidae
Exons: 1
Coding region: 1-312 (103 amino acids)
Source: RefSeq, a predicted model, not a curated record